Messenger RNA from Symbiodinium sp. CCMP2592, 1689 nucleotides. The record is from the annotation of a GenBank genome assembly. Lineage: Eukaryota; Dinophyceae; Suessiales; Symbiodiniaceae.
AUGGCCGUGUUGACUGGCGACGCCUUGCAACUCGCCGCAGAUCUGGGUGGUCUGGGGACUGGGGGCAAAGCUGCUUCUCGCCUUCUGCGUUUUAAGGAGGCUGCCCGAGCUUCUGAGGAGAUACUGGCCACGAAGGCGAUGGGAGCAGCAGUCGGAGACCCGCCGAUAGCAUGGGAUGGGAGCCCUCCGUUCCUGGGCUGGUCCGCAACGGCUCUGGCAACUGCCAUUCGCAAGGGCGAGCUGACCUCCACCGCGGUCGUCAAGGCUUACAUUCAGCGAAUCAGGAAGGUUGAUGUUCACCUCAACGCUCUGGUGGCGGAGCGCUUUUCCGCCGCGCUGGCCCAGGCUGAGACCGUGGACCGGCAGAUUGAGGCUUCACAGGGCGAUCCUGUCAAGCCCUGGCCACCGUUUCUGGGCGUCCCCAUCAUUUUGAAGGAGGCUCUCGAAUACCCGGGCUUCCCCUACACCAAUGGCCUGCUAUGCCGGAAGGGUCGUGUGGGCGAGAGCUCAGGUCCUGUCGUGCGCCGGAUAGAGGCUGCUGGCUUCAUCGUGCUUGGCACUGGCAACGUUUCAGAGGCCUGCAUGUGGAUGGAAACAUACAACCUCGUGUAUGGUCGCAGCCACAACCCCUAUGGACUACAUCUGACCCCUGGCGGCUCCAGUGGUGGCACGGCAGCGCUGGUGGCGGCCCUUGGGGCGCCGGUAGGCCUCACUGCAGACAUCGGUGGAUCGACGCGCAUCCCCGCCCUCUUCAAUGGACUGUUCGGACACAAGCCCACUGGCGGCAUCUGUCCAAACACACGGACACACCUCAACGAGUUCCACGGGGCGGUGUGUCGCAUCUGCCAGCUGGGCAUGGUCUGCCGCCAUGCCGAUGACUUGCUGCCUCUGUUGAAGAUUAUGUCUGGGCUGCCAGACAGCACGGAGGACCCUCUCGUCCGCGAGUAUCGUUCUCCACCUUCUUGGGGGCUCCCUAAGCUUGGGCACCUUCGAGUGGGAUCUUUGCGCUUUCGGGGCGGCUGGCCGGGAUCCGCUCAGGAGUUGCUGCUCUCUGGGAUUUCGGGCCCUCAAAGGGAAGCCCAAGCGGCCGCCGUCUCGGCGCUGCGCCAGGAGGGCUGUGAAAUCGAAGAGAUCUUCCUGGAAGACCUGGUUGUGGGCGAGUGGUUCGGAUGCUGGUCGACUCGUAUCCAAGCCGCCGGCGGAGCAGCGUUCCGGGAGGUGCUGUGCCAGAAGGGCCCGCUCUUCGGUCUGGGUGAGCUCCUGCGCUAUGCUGUCGGCCGCUCCCCCUUCACCUUUCCAGCCCUGAUGCUGGCUUUCCUUGAGGAUUGGGUACAGUUGGUGGAGCCUCCGUUGGAGAAGCGCCUUCGCAUAUCUGCAGAGGUGGAAGCUCGAUUGCGGGAGGUCCUGACGCGCUGUCAGGUUCUGUUGAUGCCGACGCUUCCGCGCCAUGGCUGCCUUCAUGAUGAGCUUACCGUUCGAGUCUUCGACAGCUGCUUCACUGGGAUUUGGAACGCACUGGAGUUCCCGGCGACAGCUGUUCCCAUGGGGCUUUCUGCUGGCAAGCCGGUGGGCAUACAGAUCGUUUCGCUGCCAGGCAAAGACGAGCUGACCCUGGCAGUGGCCUCGCUGCUGGCCAACACUGGUGUUGCGCGGUGCAUCCCCCCUGGUGCCUCGGGAGAUCCUCGCUAA